This is a messenger RNA of Penicillium samsonianum, 1788 nucleotides long. RefSeq names its product FAD-binding oxidoreductase. Gene Ontology annotation, cellular component: mitochondrion. Gene Ontology annotation, biological process: lactate catabolic process. Bases 1 to 1788 code for a protein of 595 amino acids. Gene Ontology annotation, molecular function: D-lactate dehydrogenase (NAD+) activity; FAD binding; D-lactate dehydrogenase (cytochrome) activity. The transcript has 4 exons. NCBI's taxonomy places the organism in Eukaryota, Fungi, Ascomycota, Eurotiomycetes, Eurotiales, Aspergillaceae. The record is from RefSeq and is a predicted model, not a curated record.
AUGGUCUUCAAUUCUCUCGCCCUAGGGGCCCGUAGUCUCCGGACUCGACCAUCAACCCGCCUUGUGCGCCAUUUCGCAUCUUCAGCCAAGCAAGCUAAGGACAACCAAUCAUUCAAGAGUUCAUUCAAGAGUCAACUAUACGAAAGCACCCAGCAGCGCCUGAAGCGCGAGCGCGCCGAACAGGAGAAAUUUGCCCAAUAUCAGACCCAGUCCCCCGCGGGUCGUUCUGCCGCCCUGGUCUUCGCUUUGGUUUUCUUCUCAACUGGUGCUUACUACCUCGGAUCCAUCAAGCCCGCAGCUCUGCCCUCCUCAUCUACGACUCCCCUCUCUGAGAUCGAGGCCCCCAAACAUAACGUCUCUCCCUCCAACCUCCAGGCAGCGUGGGCUGAUUUCGUCGAGAUCUUGGGCAAGGAAAAUGUUUCGACUGCAAGUGGCGACUUGGAAUCGCAUGCUGGAUCCGAUUGGUCCUCCUACUCACAGAAAGAGGAUGAGAAGCCCUUCUUGAUCCUCUACCCGUCAACUACCGAGGAGGUCUCGCGCAUCAUGAAGGUCUGUCACCAGCGCAUUAUCCCCGUCACCCCGUACUCCGGCGGCACGAGCUUGGAGGGCCACUUUGCGUCUACGAGAGGUGGCGUGUGCGUGGAUUUCCGUCGCAUGGACCGCAUCUUGAAGCUCCACAAGCGUGAUUUGGAUGUUGUUGUCCAGCCUGCUGUUGGAUGGGAGGAGUUGAACGAGGAGAUCGCCAAGGAUGGACUUUUCUUCCCGCCGGACCCGGGUCCCGGCGCGAUGAUUGGCGGUAUGGUCGGAACGGGAUGCUCGGGAACUAACUCAUACCGAUACGGGACAAUGCGUGAGUGGGUGCUGUCGCUCACUGUUGUCCUCGCCGAUGGCACCAUAAUCAAGACCCGGCAGCGGCCGAGGAAGUCUAGUGCUGGUUAUGACUUGACCAAGCUCUUUAUUGGCAGCGAAGGCACUCUUGGUCUGGUAACGGAGGCAACCUUGAAGCUGACGGUCAAGCCUCAGAGCGAGAAUGUUGCUGUCGCAAGCUUUGCCACUAUUCAGAAUGCUGCUGAGUGUGUGACCAAUGUGGUGGAGGCUGGUAUCCCUGUCGCUGGUGUUGAGAUUCUGGAUGAUAUCCAGAUGAAGUGCAUCAAUACCAGCAAGACUACCAGCCGUCAGUGGAAGGAGGCCCCCACCCUGUUCUUCAAGUUCACUGGCACCCCAAAUGCGGUUAAGGAGCAGAUUGGUAUGGUGCAGAAGAUUGUGUCUAACACUUCGGGCAAUACCUUCGAGUUUGCUCGUGGCAAGGCUGAGAUGACAGAACUCUGGAGUGCUCGCAAACAGGCACUGUGGAGUGUCAUGGCGAUGAAGAAAAGCCCGGAUGACCACGUCUGGACGACCGAUGUCGCAGUCCCGAUUAGCAAGUUGCCCGACAUCAUGGAGGCAACCAAGGAAGAUAUGACCAAGAAUGGCUUGUUGGCUGGAAUCUGUGGCCAUGUUGGAGAUGGCAACUUCCACGCGAUCAUCCUAUUCAGCGACAGCGAGAAGAAGAUAGCCGAGGGAGUCGUGCACCGCAUGGUGAAACGCGCUGUGGAGAUGGAGGGUACUGUCACUGGAGAGCACGGUGUCGGUCUCGUCAAGCGAGACUACCUCGAGCAUGAGUUGGGUGAAACUACAGUUGACACAAUGCGCCGGCUGAAAUUGGCUCUUGAUCCACUCCGCCUGCUCAACUGCGACAAGGUUGUUCGCACCGAACAACCGGCUCCCGGAGAGGUUAAGGAAUGGUAG